AUGUGGGGCUUAGACAGUAAUGUAACGAUUCGCCAAAGUAUAACGAUUCAUAAUGUAUACUUUAUGAAAUUAAUAAAAUUUAGGAUAAGCAGUGAAAAAAAUCCGAACUUUGCGUAUUUUAGUCAUACAGUACAGUUUUGCAUCUUCGGAAUUCACGGUUUUUUCUCUUAAGAAAAAAGUUUUGUUUGUAAACAAUCAUGUAACUAAGUUUUUUUUUUACAUCUAACUACUGUUUUACACAAAAAACAAUUGUUUUGAUUAUAAAAACACAUGUAGAGAAUAAAAUUUGAUAUAACUGUAGUUAAUUUGAACUGACGCGGUGUUAUUUACUAAAUUACGGCGAUGAUUACCUUAAAUUGUAAACAGGUAAAAUCAGAAAUAAUGGUGUGAAUACUGAUUGUAACAAUGUCUAGAGUUGAAGAUAAUAAGGUGACAGAGUUACUCCAUGUACACAGUCGCUGGGACUAUGUGAGAAAAAAAUUAAAACGGAGGGGGGUGGUUGAAGUGAGCAAAGCUCACCCCCAUCAUGACAUGCUGAGUGCCAUACAAAAAGCUAUCAGGAAACUCCUUACAGAGCAUCCGGAGGGUGAAUCUAAGGAUGAGCUACAUUCAGAAGAUUUUAAUCAAAAGAUCAAGUUUAGCAUAACAUCAAAUAAAGGCAAGACAUAUCAAUUUACUAGUUAUGCAAGUCCAGUGUUUGCCUGUGUAAGAUCAGCAGUCAGCAUUAGUGAAGAAGAUUUUUUAGCAAGUUUAUCACCUAAAGAUCUUCCCUACUUGGAAUUUAUUAGCAACUCUCGUAGUGGGCAAGACUUCUAUUUCAGUAAUAAUCCAAGAUUCAUACUGAAGACAGACGAGCAAAAAUGUGUGCAAUUAUUUCUUUCUAUCCUAAGAGAUUAUCUAGACCAUUUUCAUACUUAUCCACAUUCUAUGUUGGUGAAAUUUCUUGGGCUGUAUUCAGUUAAGAAAUCUAGAUCUAGAAAGAAAUACUUCCUAGUGAUGCAGAGUAUCUUUUACCCAACAGUCCGACUUGAAGAAAGAUUUGAUAUUAAAGGAUGCUUAACCAAUAGAUAUCAAAAUCCAAAUCCAUCAGGCAAGAAGACAAUCAUUGUUCUGAAAGAUCAAAACUUUAUGGAGGAAACAUUAUGUUUAGGUAACCAGCGGGACUGGUUCCUUACACAGCUGCGGGCAGAUGUGGACUUUCUGUUAUCUAUAGGGGUUUUAGAUUACAGUCUGUUGCUAGGUAGACAUCCACUACAUGCAACAGAGAAAAAAGAAUCAGUCGGCAACCUUGUCUUACGCAUGAAAAAGACAUUUGGACAAGAUAAGAGUAGUCAGCCUUUGAAAGAGGCCAAUGAGGAUUAUGGUGCUACUAACAAUCAACAACCUGUAUCAAACAAUCAGGCUCAUGGUACACCUUUACAUGAAAAUCAAAAUAGUACAGAGACGUUUGAAUUGCAGUCUAUUGCUGUUAAUCAAGAAACUGCGAUGUCAAAACAUUCUCCACAAAAACGACUCAGCUUCAGGUCACCAAAAAAGUCACCAAUGAAAAAUAAUGCAGUUUCACCAGUGAGGAGAAGAAAUGUGACUUUUUUACGAUCGUUGUCAGAUAAGGAUUAUCUAGAUUCUACCGGAAUACCUUUCCAUAACCGGCGUUUGUUGAUAAACAAUGAAAACAGUUUACAUAUAAUUGAUGGAGAAAAUUUACGAUACUAUGUUGGAGUGAUUGAUUUUUUUACCCAGUUUGGAUGCCGACAGAGAAUUGCUAAAAUUUUUAAGGACAUUAAAACAUGUUGUGGGAACCAUUCAACUGAACCUCCUCAUGUUUAUGCAGAGAGAUUUUAUCAGUUCAUAAGUGAGAGAGUAGUUUGAUACAAAUAUUUUGUAGCAAGGUUGGUUGUUCUCAUAGUUAUUGUACUUGAUAUAAAUUGAUGUUAACUAAUUUGAGGUAGAAGUAAGUGAGAAGUAAAGCUGUAAUUAUUGUGUUUUUUAUUUAAUUGUUAAACUGAAGGUUAAGAGGAUAAAUCAUAAAUUAUUAUGACUCUAAAAGGAGCUCCACUGUGGUCCAAAAUCAUGAAAAUAUCAAAUUUGAAAAUCUUUCAUAGGUCAACUUUGGCACUGAAAAACAGGAAAAUAUGAAAAACAAUAUAAAAAAAUAUUCUCAAAUUGAAAUUGAAAAUACCUUUUUAGUAUGAUUCUUAGCUUGACUUGAGUUAAAUGUGUUUAUUUUUUCUUUAUUUUUAAGUCUUUAGCUCAAUAAAAAUGAUUAUCCUGGAAAAAUAGGGAGAGCAAAUAAUGUUUAAAUUUGUACUCAAGUUUUCAGUAUACAUCUGAUCUAUAUCAAAUAGUAUAUAAAUCUCAAUAAAGUAUUUCCAGUCUUGUCAUGUCAGUAAACUUCAGUGUAGUCCUUUGAACAGCAAUUUAAUGUCAUACUUCAUACAACCUCAUCAGCUUUGGUUGGUAUAUUACAUAGGGAUAAGGAGCUCUGAAAAUAGAAAAGUUUCCAAUCCCUUGAGCGAGAUUAAUUGGCACAUGGAGUUGAUCAACUUCAGCCAUCUUGUUUUACAUAACCAAAUGUGUUUAUAUUUACAUCCAUUACAGAGAAUAAUUUACAUCUUCUUAAACUUUAUUGCUUUUCCUUACUUUUUUUGUUACUUCUUUUGAUUACCAUAACAAAUUUUAAAUAGCAUACAUAUAGGUUAAUUUUCUUGUGUCAAACAUUGUCUUGGAAAAUCUCGCGAAAAUGUGAACUUGUGUAAUAUACAGAUUUUAAGUGUCUAAAGUCAAAGCUUCCUGACUCUAUUCAAUCAAGCUCUGUGAUAAUUUUAAACAGAUAUAUUAGAGGGUAUGAAGCUCAAGUGGUGUUUUUCUUUUAUGAAUUCAAAUGUUGUUAGUUUUGUUACUUUUAUAAGAUUUAGCACACAUUUGAAUAUGUUACUUUAAUAAUUUAAAAUGAUAUUUUGUGGAUUUUUAUCAUUAUUAUUGUACAUGUACAUAAUAAUAUUACUUCAAGAAGAAAGUCUUGAGAUCACUAGUCUUGAUCCCAUAGAGUAUGUCAUACAAACAGUAAUCACACCCAGGUCAUAAACAAGGUCACAGUAUGUACUAACAAGGUUAUACAAGGUUACCAACAUUACUCACAAUAUCUUAAAAAUUACUUGAAACCAAAUGGCCUAAAAUAAAUAAAACUAUAUAUUUAUUUAUACCCUUAUUACAGUGCUAAAAUAGGCAAAGUUUGCCAUCAUGUCACAAUAGUGCUUUAAUAGAACUAAAAUCAUGUGAGCAGUUUGAAACCAUUGUUUUUUUGUUUUGUUAGGAAAUGCUAUAACAAAAGUGUUAUUUAACCUAAUUAACAAGCUUCAGUCAAAAAUAACUGAAAUAAGGUAUUGACAGCGUGGGUAUGCAUUUUCUUGUAUUUGUCUUGUCCUAAGUAAAGUAGUACUUUGUGUA
Ruditapes philippinarum (Manila clam) is the source of this 3447-nucleotide messenger RNA. Its product is annotated as phosphatidylinositol 4-phosphate 5-kinase-like protein 1. NCBI's taxonomy places the organism in Eukaryota, Metazoa, Mollusca, Bivalvia, Venerida, Veneridae. The coding region runs from base 406 to 1869 and encodes 487 amino acids. Gene Ontology annotation, biological process: phosphatidylinositol metabolic process. The transcript is spliced from 11 exons. The record is from RefSeq and is a predicted model, not a curated record. Gene Ontology annotation, molecular function: phosphatidylinositol kinase activity.